AUGGCGCACGGCUACCACCUGAGAAGUAGGAGGAGGAGGAGGAGAUUGGACCCCAAACUAGAAGAAACAAAGCUUCCCUUUGAAAUCAUUAUUGAGAUUCUGAGCUGGUUGCCGGUAGAGGCAUUACUCCGGUUCAAGUGCGUCAGCAAAACAUGGUGCUCUUUGAUUGAAGAAUACAACUUCAUUUUAAAGCACAUGAAACGGGUCAGUCCUAUCCAUCUACAGUUUCGACUUAAAAGCGAAAGGAACCAUGUAGCCCCUUACUUUGAUUCAAAUUACGAGGGCAUGGGACGUGUUGCUGGGAUGUUUCUGGAGAAGCAUAUUACUACUCACCUUUGCCGCAUCAGAAAUCCGGCAACCCGCCGAGUACUCAACUUGCCUGAAGCUCAUAAGGGUGCGAGAAGAAUGUCAUCUGCUUUCAAUUUAUCGACUGGUGAGAUCAAAGUGGUAACUUUAUAUGUCGAGAACAAUGAAUUAGGGUUUCAAAUUAUGACCGUUGGGAAAGAUGAGAAGUGGAGACCCUGGAAGCACCCAAAUCAGGGUUUGCUUAAGGAACAAGGCAGAAGGAUAGUGAGAUGUAAUUUUUUUGCAGCUGAAAAGAUGAAUGGUAGGGUUUGUUAUUCUGCUGAGUUUAUGAAAAGAGAUGGCCAAGAUCUGUCAAUAUUAGAAGUCCAACGCCUUGAUCUGGUGGAUGAGUCUGUCUUAACAGCAACCCUACCUCAGGGAGUUUUUCCCGAUUUGAACAAAGUUUGCGUCAUCAAUUGGAACAAGCAUGUGGCUGUGGUUGAGAUAGUAAAUGCCACCCUUCAUGCCUUGGUGUGUGAAGACUCCAAGGAGAACAAAUGGAGCCCGAAAAAGAUCGUUGUUCCGUUGAAGUUCAUGGAGAAAAUAUUUCCACCUCUUCAGGAAGGUCGAGAUGUGAUCAUUCCGGUGAAUGUUGAUGGUGAUGACUUCAGUUUCUAUUGUUUUCAGGGAGAACAGUCUUUUGUGUACAACACGAAGAUGCAGAAGGCUAAGUACUUAUACUCUGGUGUGGAUCGUUGGACUGCUCAUAGGCCAAGCUUGAUGGGUUUUAAGGGAAUGAGGCUGGAAGAGGAAGCAACUACAAGUGCAGCCAAGAUUGAGGAGUAA
Molecule: messenger RNA, 1131 nt
Organism: Pyrus x bretschneideri (Chinese white pear)
Lineage: Eukaryota; Viridiplantae; Streptophyta; Magnoliopsida; Rosales; Rosaceae
Product: putative F-box protein At3g52320
Exons: 1
Coding region: 1-1131 (376 amino acids)
Molecular function (GO): protein binding
Source: RefSeq, a predicted model, not a curated record